GGAUUCUGGGAAGGCGAAAAGGAAACGUGUUCUGAGCCGAUCCCGGAAGGGCGCUUCAGACGCCGUUCUCGUUGCAAGGCUCCGGAGCUCUGCAGAAAUGGAUGCCGAAGCAGUUACAAAAUACUCAAAACUGCAUGCUAAACCUCUGGGGUUUUUCCUCCAAUAUGGAACGGCUGGAUUCCGUUGCAAAGCAGGAAACCUCAACCAUGUCAUGUUUCGUAUGGGACUUCUAGCUGUCCUGAGGUCGAAGAAGACCAAAUCCACUAUUGGUGUGAUGGUUACAGCUUCUCAUAACCCUGAAGAAGACAAUGGCGUGAAGCUGAUUGAUCCUUCUGGGGAGAUGUUGGCCCCUACCUGGGAAGAUCAUGCCACGUUCUUGGCAAAUGCAGAGGAACCUCAGUUACAUUGUGUCCUGACUGAGAUCUGCCAGAAGGAGGCGGUAGACCUUCAGAACAAGGCCUUCGUUGUGAUUGGUAGGGACACCCGGCCAAGCAGCAAGGAGCUUUCACAAUCAGCCAUUGAUGGGGUAUCUGUCCUUGGAGGUCAAUAUCAGGAUUAUGGUUUAGUAACAACCCCACAGUUACACUAUAUGGUCCGUUGUCACAACACCCAAGGCAGCUAUGGAACACCAACAGUGGAAGGCUAUUAUCAAAAGCUCUCCAAGGCUUUUCUGGAACUUACAAUGCAGGCUGCUUCCCAGAAAGAUGGCCAUAGGGGACUGAAGAUCGAUUGUGCGAAUGGCAUAGGAGCCCUAAAACUCAAAGAAAUGGAACCAUACCUUUCAGAGAGCCUGGCAAUAGAGUUGGCCAACGAUGGAAGGGAAGGGAAGCUCAACCACAUGUGUGGCGCUGAUUUUGUCAAAGUUCAUCAGAAGCCUCCUGUAGGAUUACAAAUGAAUCCCGGGGAGAGGUGCUGCUCGUUGGAUGGUGAUGCUGACCGAAUUGUUUACUACUAUGUAGACACUGCUGGCCAUUUCCAUCUUCUGGAUGGAGAUAAAAUAGCAACUCUAAUCAGCACUUUUCUUAAAGAACUUCUGAUGAAGGCUGGACAAACCUUAUCUUUUGCAGUAAUACAAACAGCGUAUGCCAAUGGGAGCUCUACCGGUUAUCUGGAACAAACCAUGAAGGUCCCUGUUCACUGUGCCAAAACGGGAGUGAAACAUUUGCAUCACAAGGCCCAGGAAUUUGACAUUGGAAUUUAUUUUGAAGCAAACGGUCAUGGCACAGUAUUGUUUAGUAAAGCCGCAGAGGAUAAGAUAAGAUUCCAGGCAAAAGAAGAAAAAGAUAACCAAAAAAGAGAAGCUGCAAAGAUGCUCGAAAACACAAUUGAUCUGAUAAAUCAGACAGUUGGUGAUAGUCUCUCCGACAUGCUUGUGAUCGAGGCCAUCUUGAUGUUGAAGAACCUCACAAUUGCACAGUGGGAUGCUCUGUACACAGAUCUCCCAAACCGACAACUCAAAGUGAAGGUUGCUGAUAGGCGGGUCAUCAGCACGACAGAUGCUGAAAGAAGAGCAAUUGCACCUCCAGGGCUGCAAGAAAAAAUCGACCAUCUGACUCAGCAGUUUAAAUUGGCUCGGGCAUUUGUUCGUCCAUCUGGAACAGAAGACAUAGUCAGAGUCUACGCCGAAGCUGACUCCCAGGAGAACGCAGAUAAACUCGCCCAUGAGGUCUGCUUGGCUGUCUACCAUUUAGCUGGCGGAUUUGGAGACCCACCCAAGUCUGUUUGAUGAAGCGUCAUACUUGGAUCUGAAUCAUGAAAUUUUGUCAUAUAAAACCUUUACUAGCCGAGAAAUACUCAACAUUUAUUAUUGUAAAAAAAAAAAAAAAAAAAA
Messenger RNA from Thamnophis elegans (Western terrestrial garter snake), 1831 nucleotides. It is a transcript of the gene PGM3, whose product is annotated as phosphoglucomutase 3. Gene Ontology annotation, biological process: hemopoiesis; carbohydrate metabolic process; UDP-N-acetylglucosamine biosynthetic process. Lineage: Eukaryota; Metazoa; Chordata; Lepidosauria; Squamata; Natricidae. The record is from RefSeq and is a predicted model, not a curated record. Gene Ontology annotation, molecular function: phosphoacetylglucosamine mutase activity; magnesium ion binding. The coding region runs from base 98 to 1726 and encodes 542 amino acids. The transcript is spliced from 13 exons.